GGGAAGGUCACGGUCUAUUGAAAACCAGAACAGGCCCUCGACCUGGUGAAGCCUUCAAAAAGUUUCAUGGUCGCGAACGCGAUGAGAUGAUUACACCUUGUGAGUUAGGGGUGCUUCACGCAGAAAAGAACCUGCUUUCUCGCUUCAACCUGCUCGCUCAUCAUCUUCCUAAUUUGGUGAAGCUGAACCUGAAGAGCAAUCGGCUACAAGGGUCUUUUCCGUCAGCUGCAGGUGGUGGUCUGCAACUGUGGCCGGCGCUUGUCGAACUCGAACUGGAUGGAAAUUCUUUAUCCACACUGAAUAUUUCGGUGUUUCCACAUUUGCGUGUGUGCUCAGCGGCACGGAACCAGCUUACGAGUAUCUGCAGUGCCUCGGAGAUCACUAAGAAUUAUGGCUAGGAGUAGUGGUUUUUCAAUCUGAGCUAGGCCAAACGAAAAGCCUGAAUUUCGAGAGACUGCCUCGGGAUAGUUUGUCGAACCAGAAUGGUGAAAUACGACUGCGUCUAAAGAGCUGACGUCGCUGGGCGGGAACAUCCGACGGGAUUGACGGCAACCCUCGAGUACCUGGAUACCUUGCAGUUGGCGCACAACAAGCUGCAGAGUUGGCCUCUAGCGUCUACUACAAAUAAAAAAUCCUCUACUGACGUAAAGUCGCUGGAGGGAGGAGUCGUAGCCAAUGGUAGCAUCGUCGCUCCACGGCUCUCAGUUUGUAUUCUGUCAAACAAUAAAUUGCGUGUCUUGCCGGAGGAAAUGGAAUCACACGCACCUUCGCUCCAGACCUUGGAUUUGCAGAACAACGAUUUGGCGCAAUUGCCCUUCGGGCUCGGCUUCUGCACUUCCCUAAAGCGAAUCGUGCUAGAUGGUAAUGCAAUCCGCAGCAUUCGGCCGCAAGUUCUGCAGAGUAGCGCGGAUCAACUGAAAAAGUACCUUCGAGAUCGCGCGCCUGCGCCUCUGCUAGACGCGCAGCAACAUGUACAUGAGAGAAGAGAACCACAUGAAGCGACGCGAAUGGCACCAUACUAUGCCCAGGAUAGCUUUCACACAGCGGAUGUGGGAGGCACUACCAUUUUUAGCGGUGUGGCCAACGACGCCCGUCAACAAAAGGAGAGCUUUGACUCAAACGCAGUCGCGUCUUUCACUCACGAACAGCAAGCUGUCCCGUAUAAAUGUGAAAGUUUAAGUUCUUUAUUCGUAGGACGAGCGGCUGGUACAGACAGGGAGACACUUGAGUUUGUGGAUCAUCCGGACGUGUCGGGCUCGGUAGGCCAGGAAAAUUUCUUGUGUCAGGUGCAACUCGAUGAGAAUGCUCCAGCGUUGGGUAGCCUCCGGAAUUUAGCAGUAGUCAAGUGCAAAUGGUUGUCGUCUCUCAACGAUAAAAGUGCAACCCCCUUAUGUCCUUUGCCGGCAGUCUUCGUUUUUUCAAAAUAUAUCUUGGGAAAGGUUGGAACACCAACCUCCUCUUUUACUGAUGCUCGGUCUUCGUUUUUUCCUCGCAGUAAAAUGAAUAAAUAUGUUUCAGUUUUUUCGACUUUUUUGCUGAUUUUUUCAGCGUUUGGAAGUAUGUUUUUCCUCCUAAGUUGAACGGCGCUCGCAGCAGGCAGAGGCUGUACUAGUUCACUGUUGCGUAUUCCGGGCGUUCAUUUGCACAAUCUGCAGCUCCUGGAUCUGUCGCGUAAUUUCCUGACUGCACUGCCAGAUGUAUCCGAAGUGAAGCGUUUGCACGAGUUGCGGAUGGCUCAGAAUCGCAUCACAAUGUUGGAUUGUUCUCAUUUUUACGAGCGUUGUCCGCAGAGUCUUCGUGUUUUGGACAUUUCGAAUAACCAGAUAACAACUGUCGAAAACGCGGGGACAUUUGUGGCGCGCGGAUCUGAUGUUUCUCAGAUACAGAUUAAGGCCGCUCUGGUAAAUUGCCUCUUCUAGUUUAUUUAAGAAAUGCAUCCCUCUCCCUCACGACUUCUCAAACGAUUGGAUAGGCUGGUGUAGUUGCGUUUCGCGGUGAGUUGUAUCUGCUUGCAUAUUGCUUUACGUGUGGUACUACUGAUUUUUUGAGAUACAAUGCCGUGCUCGUUGUCGUACGUUCAUUAGGUGCUAGGAAGAGCAGCACGCAUGGAUGACUGAGUCUGAGAAAUACUCCCCGAUUGUGUAAUAUCUGAGGCCUUUCGGAGCCUGAUGGUAGUUUCUUCUUUACUCAGCUGGGGUUGUGAUUGUCAACCAAUCAUCGGUGAACGUGAAGACAUUCAGUGUCUACAAUUCUAAUCUACCGCUUUUUCUCCAUAACAACAGUCUGCGCGACCUGCCGGUCGAGUGGGGUAUUAAGGCUCACCAAUUGAAAUCAUUUUUACGAGUCAUUUCUCCUUGUUGUUGUUUCCUUCUUGGGAUUGGGAGAAAUCCAGGCAAGAAGUGCAUUAUUUGGAGCUCUAAGGGUAGCUGGGAGUUGCUGCAGAGCAUUACGCUGGAGGGCAAUAUCUUAUGACUUGGUUUUCAGUAUGGACAUGUUGCUUGGCUUCAUAAAUCUAAGAACCUCAUCAAUAUCAAGCUUUCUGUUGCAAACACAGUGAGACUGAACAAAGGCUUAGUAGCACUAGAAUCAUCCUCGAGCCACCCUCGAUUGAGGAAGGCGGCGAAUUAUCAAACGACCAAGUCUAAGUAUUCUGCGGCGCUAUCCGGAUGCUCGCGUCAAGGGUGUCCCAUUCCUCAAGAAGUACCUGCGCGUGCGGGCCGGCAUCUUGGAUUAAUGUAAAGUUUUUAUUAUUGUGGAUCCAAGCACGUUUCUCACUGUUGUGUUGUUCUUCAUCACUCAUAUUCUAGAUGUUGUUCGAUGAAGAAGGCGAUGGAUGAGAGGAAAUUCGUAGUCAAAUGAAAAUUCUACACAGAAUCAACGAGGGGUUUUAUUUCCCUAAUAAUCUUGCGGGCUUGCUAAUUCUAGUUGACAGAUGCGCGAUAAAGAUUGAAAAUUGCAAUAGUUCUGCUGUUCGUCCAACCUCGAUCGCAAUGUUUGAGCGCGAAUGUUUCUACAGCUAACGGUGUCAGAAGUGCUCACGACAAAUGAUCAUCCAACAGUCACCGC
This is a messenger RNA of Amoebophrya sp. A25, 3066 nucleotides long. The record is from the annotation of a GenBank genome assembly. Lineage: Eukaryota; Dinophyceae; Syndiniales; Amoebophryaceae.